GCAGCCGGCAGUAGUUACAGUGAAGUCUCAGGUGAGGGGCGGGGUCAGUGUCCAAGAGGCCGAGACUACCCCAGCCCAUACCUCUGGCCCAGGACCCGCCUGUUCCCCGCUCCUCCUUGGCUCAAAUUGCGAGGAAGUUUGGGAAAGUUUCGCGAGGCUGCCCCGGGACGCCAGGGAAGAGGUGGCGGUGCUGGGAGAGGCCGGAGGCGGAGCCGAACGGCGCUCCGAUGGAGCACCUCUCACCACACCCUUCCCGGGCGCGGCUCUCGCCGGAUGUGCGACCGCUUCCCGGCUCCGGUGAGCAGCUUCCCAGCGCUGUGUGGCCCGAGCUGCGCCGGCUGCCCUGGGGGAGGGUCAACCCCGCGCCCGAUCGGCCGAGUGGCCUGAGAGUAGAAACUCCCCAGGAUCCAGGGCCGCGUCGGCUGCCAGCUGAACCAUGGCUCACCGCUCACAGUGCUCGUCCUUCGGGGAUGUGGACCGAGACCCCGGACACGUUCCGCCCCACUAUAAGGAGUAUUACCGAAUGGCCAUUGACAUCCUGGCGGAGGAGGGCAUUGACGCCUACUAUCGCUUCCUGGCAACCGAGCAGGAGGUGGACUUUCUCAACAGCACUGAAAUUGAACACAUCAACAAGCACCUCAAGAAGCCUGUGAUCCCCCUCGAGUGCUUGGACUACACCCCUAGCACCUACGAGGACUCGGACUCCUCGGGCACCUAUUGGCCCAUGCACACGGACAUCGCUGCCCCCGUCCUGGACCUGGGCUGGCCCAGCGCCCACACCUUCCGGGGGCCAUCUGACGUCACCAUCUUUGUGCACCCUCCCGCCCCUGACACCCUCAGCAUCAAGGAGGAGGUGCGCCGGUUGAUCCGCUCUGCCACGCAGGUCAUUGCCAUAGUGAUGGACGUUUUCACCGACAUUGAUCUGUUUGAGGAGGUGUUGGAGGCUGCGAGCCGUGGGAUCCCGGUCUACCUUCUCCUGGACGAGAUGCUCUCUCACCACUUCCUGGACAUGGUCAAGAAGUGUCAAGUGAACUUGAGCCACGUACAUUUCCUGCGGGUGCGGACUUUGGUUGGAUCCACCUACCUCUGUCGCUCAGGUAUAUCGUUCACUGGAAAUCUAAUCGAGCGCUUCCUGCUGGUCGACAGUAAUGCCGUCCUCUGCGGCUCCUACAGUUUCAUGUGGUCCUUUGAGAAGAUUCACCGGAGUAUCGUGCAGCGGUUUCAGGGAGAGCUGGUGGCCAUUUUUGACGAGGAGUUCCGGAUCCUGUAUGCCCAGUCGCGCCCUCUUCUCGGAGUGGAGUGCAUGGAGCCAGCCAUGGAGAACUACUACAGUGUGGCCCGGUUCCAGCCUGGCGGUAGGGCCCGGCCCAAACCGGGCUACAUCCAUCGUCAACAGGAGGACAUUCUCUCCCAGCAUUCCAGCCACUCCUGGGCUGAGUCUGACCCCGAAGCCGACCGCCUGGCUCUCAUGUUCAGGCAGGACGGUGAGGAGAGGCGAUUCAUCGAGGGGGUGGGCAUCAGAGGCCACGCCCAGCAGCGCUCCCACUUUCAGCAGGACCACACUUCCAGCGCCAUGCUCAGGGUCAAGCGGAUUGAGAUGAGCUCACUUAAGCGCAGGAGCUACGCUGAGGGCACCGGGGACUAUUACGGUGCCGGUGCUCACCGGUACGGCCGCAUUGCCGAGCACUACGACGAGCUGGACGUCAGGUCAGAGCAUCUGUUUCGGGAGAAGCUGUCCCCCCUGGAGCCUGGGCUGAUGAGGGAGAGGUUUAACUCUUUCAAUCCCCAGCAUCGGGUACUCGACCGCUUCAGGCACAGCCGGGAGGACUUGCAUCUGGCCGACGACCUGCUGCACCACACGCGGCAAGGGUACGAGCAGAGAAAUUUUGAAGAGGCCUUCCUGUCCGGCUACACGCUGCAUCCUCCACUGGCGAACUACGAGCACUCCAGUUCCUCCAAGGACGUUCGGCACGGCUCCGAGCUGGAUCCGGGGAGCGAAGGGUUGCUGGGUCUCAAGGCCCAGAAGCGGCCCAGCAUUGGCCAGUCCUACGCCUGCCAGAAGUCCCCCACACAGAAGCAGGUGCUGGACCCACGGAGCUACCUCCAGGAGUCAGGCCUGGGGCGCAAGUCCGAGGACCAGCCCACCAAGCUGGGGCUGAGGAAGUGGAGGCUUGGCUCCUACCUCAGCGACCACCCGGGGGUGCUGGAGGAGAACACGUUGACAGCCGACCAACCUCCUGCCAGUGACGUGCCUGCCGGCUCCAGGAAGGAUCCUUGUGAGAGCACUCUGAUUAAGGACCCGCCACAGUUCACCAGUUAUAAGCGCCUUGACCUGUACAGCAAACUGCAGAAGGUGGACUCGGCUGAGGGCCAGUCCUCGGACCAGGGUAACGGCGAGCAGGUUGGUAAGCUUGUGAAGCAUACCUCGCUGCGCAGCAAGCUAAACCCCCUGCAACAGAGGGGCUCCAGGCUGAGAUCAUCCCUGAUCUUCAACUCCACAAAGCUCGAACAGCACGCUGGCCAGAAGGGACGCAAGGUACUGAGCAUCCGGGAGCAGCUCCAGACAGGCGAGGCGAAGGAAUCCAAGGAGCAGGAACAGCCCACGGCCAUGGAGACUGAAGGGACAGGUAUCACGGACCACCAGCGGGCGGCUGGCCGUACCUUGCCUGCCGAGACCCCUGCAUCCUCGCACACAGAACCCGUUGCACUGCCCUUGCCCAAUCCGGAACCCAGGCAGGAGCCAGCAGAGCGGCAGGAAGUCAGUCCGAAACCCCGUCAGAAGCUGUUGAAGUUAGACUUCCAACUCAGCCAGAAGGUCCAAGAUGCCCUCAACAAGAUGGCACAGCGCUCGGUCACCCCCAAAACCCCGGGACAGCCGCAACCCGACAAACAUCUGGAGCUUCCUAUGGAAACGCCUCCGGUCCUGCAGCCGUGUCCUGACCCGGCUCUGAAGCCCGGUGUCCAACCCUCGGAGAUGGAUGGCACACCCCCUCCCCCUGCGGAGGAUACCAGCAGCCAAGCCAAGGUCAAGUCGCACUCCCAUGCAGUACGCCUGAACGCUGUGGCGAACGGCGAAGAGGCGGAAGAGGCCACGUCUGAUUCCCAAACCACACCCAAGGCAUCUCCGGAAGAGCAGAGGCUUCCUCACCACCCCGGUGACAGAAAGGUGAAAGAAUCGCCCGUUAGCCCAGGACCGGGACCGUCUGCUGUCGCCUCCACCGAGACUGAGAAGAUUCCUGAGAAAGCUCCAACGAGUAACCACGAUGAGGCCGUGGAGAGAGAGGAGAAGCCACACCGAUCUCCCAUCCACCCCGCCCCAGCCAAAGCCACUCCAACGUCCCAGGCCGGACGGUACUCAAACACCACCUCCAACAUCCUGUACAGCAGCAACCUCCGCGACGACACCAAGGUCAUUUUGGAGCAGAUCUCGGCCAACAGCCAGAAGAACCGAGCUGAGAACGCCAAGGUGCAGCUGGCCCCGGCCAAUGAGGCCGACGACUUGAAGGCUACGGCCGAUGUGGAGAAAGCAGACGCCGGGAAGAAGCUGGGCUUAAACAGUCUGAUCACACCCGAAGGGAGUGUGCCAAGCCCUCUCGAUCACACAGACCCUCUGAUAAAGAAGAUGGACAUCUUCCGAAAGGAGAGACGGGUGUACAGCCGCUUUGAGGUCUUCUACAAGAGAGAUGAGCCGCUGAAAACCGAGGGGGACCCCUUGGGCCAGCAGGACUCCAAGGGUGUGGACGGAUCCGACAAGAAGAAGACGACCAAAUUCAUCCCCAAGAUCCUGGGGACGUUUCGAAAGUUCUGAUGCUGUUCCAUCCCACCUCUAAAGCACUGAGGAUUUGUCUUGAGCUGCGGACUGCUGGGCAUGACUUUCGCUGGACGGUUCCAGCAACUGGGAUACAGAUGACCGGACUAAGGCUGCUUUAUGUCCAGGAGCGUGGCCUGUGGGUCUUGCAGUGGAUGCCGUGCAGUCUCUGGAGAACCAAGUCAACUGAGGGAAGCUCCCACGGGACUGGUCACUGUUUACAGCAGAUAAAAACCCUAGCCAUUUAUCGGGCAGUCUGUCACAGACCGGCAGGGCACCACUGCACUGACACAACUUCACAGUGGUGAGGGAGCAAAGACUAGGUACAAGAAGCAGAGGAUGUGAAGUGUAAAACGAUGAGUGCUCACUGCCUUUGGGCCGAUAACACUUUUGCCGGAGCUUUAAGACGAGUUGGUUUACAAAGGAAGGGGGUGUUGCUUUGGCCCGCCUUUUACCUGUGUCGGUCUCUAUUCAAAUUGCUUUGUGAUGUCUAUGCUGCAGAUUGGGAGCUCAGCGGCCAAUUGUAUGAUAGCCACGUAUUUUAUUUUCUACACUGAUGUCUGUGUAAAGAGGGAAGGGUGUGUUGGGAACUCCCAAACCCAGAAUCUAAGUGCCACCUCUCCAGUUUGAGUAAGGCCCACAUAUACACUCAGGAGGUCUCCUCAGCUCAGCUCAAACCUUGUCAUACAACACAGAACAGCACACCAGGGCAAGAGGACCUUCGGCCCACCAUAUCUGUGAUGGCAUGAUGCUAAGUUUAACUGUACACCUGCCCGAUCGUGGUUCAUCGCUCUCCAUUCCCUGCCUGUUUGCCAGCUGUAGUUUGUCCAGCCUGUUGUUAAGCUUCGAAUCCAGGCAGCAUCCUGGUGAAACUCCUCUACACCCCCUCCAAAGCCUUCACGUCCUUCCUGUAAUUGGGUGACCAGACCUGCACACAAUACUCCCAAGUGUUUACCGCUGGAGGUAAACGUGUUUACCUGCCUUUCAGCCAGGAAGCUACGAUGGUAAGGUCAUGAGACUUUGGAGCUAUUUGGCUCAUCAAGUUGCUCUGCCGUUUGAUUGUAGCUGAUUUAUUUACCCUCUCAAUCCCAUUCUCCUGCCUUCUCCUGUAAUGUUUGAGACCCUGAUUAAUCAAGAACCGAUAAAGCUCUGCCUUAAAUAUACCCAAUAACUUGGCCUUCACAGCCAUCUGAGGCAAUAAAUUCCACAGAUUCACCACCCUCUGGCUAAAGAAAUUCCUCCUCAUCUCUGUUCUAAAUGGACAUUCCUCUAUUCUGAGACUCUGCUGUCUGGUCCUGGGCUCCCUCGUAGGAAACAUCCUCUCCACGUUUACGCUACACAUUUCAGUAUUGGUUGAGUUUUAAUGAGAUUCUCUGCUCCACCGCCCAUUCUUGUAAACUCAGUGAGUACAGGCCCAGAGCCACCAAAUGCAUCUCACACAUGAUCCCUUUCAUUCCCGGGAUGAUAGAAGAAGGCAUUUAGCUGCAAAUAGAGAAAAUUCUGGAAACACUCAAUGUGUCAGGCAGUAUCUGUGGCGAGUGGAGUUGUAGACAGGUCGGGCACAGAAAGGGCUUUCAGACCACGGUGCACAUACCGGCCUCUGUCCUCAUCUUCACUAAUCCCAGUCCUCCACAUUAGAGCCACCUCCUUCUAUUCCUUGUAUAUUUGUCUGUCUAAAUGCUACAGAUGUAGUGACUAUCUGAUUCCACCGCCCCCCCCAACAGUGAGUUCCAGCUAUUGACCACUCUCUGUGAGAAGAAACUUAUCCCUCAGAUCCUUUUCCAAAACUACUUCCUCUUGCCUGAAAACGUUGUCCUUUCUGGGUUUUGGUACUGCAGACAAAAGUAACGCUAAUUAUCAAUUAUUCCUAUGCCCCUCGGAAUCAUAUAUAUAUUCCGUCAGGUUGUCCAUGUAGUGUCCUUCACUCCAGAGAAAACAAGCCUAUCCUGCCCAAUCACUGCCAUGAGACAUAGUGGCAGAAUUAGGCCAUUCAGCCCAUCGAGUCUGCUCUGCCAUUCCAUCACAGCUGAUCUAUUUCCUUCUCAGCCCCAUUCUCCUGCCUUCUCCCCGUAGCAUUUGACAUCCUGAUUUAUCAGCCUCUGCUUUAAACUCUCCAGAACUAAUGUCCAGCAACCCAGACAGAGUCCUGGUCAACCUCCUCUGUGUUCUGUCCAGCACAACCACAUUCUUCAUGGAGUGUGGCAAGGAAUCACAUUGAACAGUGUAUAUUUAAGGCAGAGGUUGAUAGAUUCUUGACUGGUCAGGGCAUGAAAGGUUACAGUGGGGGGGGGGGCGGGGUGCAGACAGGUGAUUGGAGCUGAGAGGAAAAAUGGAUCAACCAUGAUGAAAUGGUGAAUCAGACUUGAUGGCCAAAUGGCUUAAUCUGCUCCGGUACCUUAUGAUCUUAACUUAAGUAGCUAUUGAAAUUAACCAGAACUGCCCACAGUGCUCCAGGUGAGAAAAGAGAGAGGGAGAGGGCUAGUCAUCUUUGCGUUGCAGGGUGGGUGGGACUGGGAUGGAUGGGGUAGAGGCAAUAGCUGUGAUUGGGCGAGACCAGGGUUGAUGAGAUGAUUCAACUGUGUACAGAGUCCUCUCCUCACUGAAUGAGUGAGGGGUCAGUAUGUGACAGCAGUUUUUGGAGAGAUCUGGUAAUUGCAAUUCUUGGAUGCGUUAACAGAGAGCAGGUUUUGACAGAUUCCGCAGUGUAACUGAGCUGGGUUUGACACUUUCCCCAGUGUACGAGAGCUGGGUUUGACACUUUCCCCAGUGUAACGGAGAGCAGGGUUUGACAGAUUCCCCAGUGUAACGGAGAGCAGGGUUUGACAGAUUCCCCAGUGUAACGGAGAGCAGGAUUUGAUAGAUUCCCCAGUGUACGAGAGCAGGGUUUGACAGAUUCCCCAGUGUAAGGGAGAGUAGGGUUUGACAGAUUCCCUAAUGUUACUGUAGAAAUGCGUGAACUGCUGAUACCUUAAGGUAUUUAUAAAUGCUUCUUCUUAUAUGAAAAUGUAACCCAUUGUUGCGUCACGAAAUUGUGUUUUUACGGUGUAUAUAUAAGCUGUAAUUAAUGCUAACUCACCUCUCUGAAGAAUUAGUGCAUGUUGCCUGAAUUUUUUUAUGACUGAUUUUAGAAUCAAGAUAUUUCAGCCAUUUCUUUACUAAUAUUCAGAUGUUUAUUUUGGGCUCUGUAAAGUGUUGGUUAAUAAACAAAAGGCUUUUUACAUCCUGGUGUGCUCUUUGAGAAUUAGACACAAGGCCAUAAGACAAAUGGGUCAUUCAGCCCAUCGAGUCUGCUCAGCCAUUCCAUCACAGCUGAUUUAGUAGCCCUCUCUACUCCAUUCUCCUGACUUCUCCCUGUAACCUUUGAUGUCCCAGCUAAUCAAGAACUUACCAUCCUUUGCUUUAAAUAUACCCAAUGGGUUGGCCUCCAGGUGUCUGUGGCAAUGAAUUCCACAGAUUUGUCACCCUGUGGCUAAAGAAAUUCCAUCAUCAUCUCUACUCUAAAGGUGCGUCCUUGUAUCCUGACGCUGUGCCCUCUGGUCUUGGAAUCUUCCCCAAAAAACCCUCUCCACAUCCAUUCUCAUCCAGCGUAGAACUUAUACUGUCAGUGCAGGGAGUGCAGUCGAAUGGAGGGCCCUUGUUGUGAAGAGUGUAGCUCAUUGAAAACAGCAUCGCAGGUUGAAAGUUCAAAGUGAAAUUUAUUAUCAAAGUGCUUUAAGUCACCAUAUGCAGCAAUGAGAUUCAUUUACCUGUGGGCGUGCUCAGCAAACCUAUAGAACAUUAUCUCUUAACAGGAUCGGUGAAAGAUCAACCGGAGUGCAGAGGACAGCAAAGUGUACAAAUGGAGAUUUAAAUCAAUAGUGGUGAAUAAUGAGAUAGGGGGUUAGCACACUGCCCUUCAUUACUCAGAGAGGAGUUGGGAAAUGAUGUGGCAGUGCUAUCAGUCAUUGGUGAGGGGUACAGUUCUGGUCACCCUGCUGCAGGAAACUGGUGCUUCACUGGCAAGGUGCAGUGAAGGAUUUAGAAGGAUGUUGCCGGUAGGCCUGAGUUCCAGGGAUAAAUUGGGUAGGGUAGGUCUUUAUUCCUUUGACUGUUGGUGAAUAUAUAGAAGUGUUUAAAAUUAUGACAGGUAUAAAUAUGAUGGAUAGCAGCAAUCUGUUGCCCAAGACAGUGGGGGGGAGGAGCAUUAGGGGCAUAGAUUUAGAGUUGGGGGAGGGCAGAGGUAUAAGGCAGGUACAAUAGUACGAUUGAAGAAACACUUAAAUAGGUACCUGGAGGGUCAGGACAGAGAGAUGUGUACUGAAUGCAGGGACUAGGGACAACUGGGUGGGCUCAGGGGUUAGCAUUGGCUGGUUGGGCUGAAGGGCCUGUAUUCAUGCUGUCCUGCCCCUUGACCCUCUGGACAGUUGUCGCCUGCGGCAGUAAUCUAUGAAACUCCCUUUAAGAUUCGUGGCUGGGUCCAGUUAGCUGGCAUUUGAUUUCAGGAGAGGGGCGGGGGAGGUAGAUCAGUGCUGUGCACAGGCACACCCUCCUACAAGCAGCAGUCCAGGAAUUGUGUUCCACAUCGCAGACGGGUUCCAAAACAGCAGAGUGCAGGACUUUAGACCCAGGAGCUGGGGCGAAGUGAUUUGUAAAGGAGGCUUGUUAAUGAGUAACCAAUUCAUUUGUGCAAGAGUGGCAGUCUUUGCCUUUGGUUUAGUCUAAAUUCCCACUGGCUCUAAUUCCCCCAGCCAAACCCACCCUCCUCCCCCAGUUAGGUCAGACCAUAACAUUCUGUAUUCAAAGGACCAAACCGUGUACACAGUGCUGAGAAUUAGAUUUUGUUUAACCUGUGUGUGAUGCUGGCACACUUACUCCAACAAUCCCUGCCCUUCCUGAGGUAUGCAGCCUUGAAGAACAGAGGGCAGAGAAAACUACAAGGUUGUUACUGGCUUCAGGACCUGAGUCAGAGGGAAGGGUUGAACAUGUCUGGUCUUUAUUCCCUGGAGUGUCAGAGAACGAGCAGAGAUUUGAUAGCAGUAUACAAGGGUAUAGAUAGGCUAAAUGCAGGCAAAGCUUUACCACUGAGGUUGAGUGGGAUUAGUGGGAGUGGGAGAUCAAGAGUUAAAGGUGAAAUACUCAAGGGGAACAUGAGGGGGAACUUUCUCACUCAGAGGGUGGUGAGAGUGUGGAGCGAGCUGCCUGCGGGAGUGAUGGAUGUGGGUCUGAUUUCAAUAUUUGAGCAUAAUUUAGAUGAAUGGUAGCCAGCGGGUGGUGAACUGGACUUUGAGGUACGUGGUCAAGGGUUUGUAUCUAGCUGCCCCCUCACCCACUUUCUAUCUGUGCUGGGUUGAGCGUCGAGCUAGCAACCCGGCCUUGUGAAAACCCAAUAAGUGCUAAAUGUUCCACGUGGCGUGGAGAGGAACAACAUGGAUGGGAGGGCUGAGGUCCGGGUGGAGAACGAUGCUGCUGUGCAGAUUAAAUUUGAGCGCGGACUAGAUAGGCCAAAGAGCCUGUUUCUCUGCUGAAGUACUCCAUGGCUCGAGCAGAGGCGAGAUUUCAAAGGAACUUCAGGGGCGGCUUCAUCACUCAGAGAGGGGUGCGUAUUUGGACUUGGGCGACACAGCAUGGACAAGUUGGGCCGAAGGGCCUGUUGCCCUACUGCAAGACUCUAUGGCCCAAAACGCAAGUUCCUGCUCUGUGAGACAGAUCAGGCAACUUCUACGGAGGGGAAUGACCGGUCACCGAUUCGGGCCAAGACCCUUCACCUGCACUGUUGUGUUUGCACUCCCUCUGUCCUGCUAUUUCACUAAAUGAGAGAUGGGUGGGCACCUCUUUAAAUUUCAAAAUCUAACUUUAUUCAUGAUGCUCACUGUGUUCUCAGCACCUCCCUCUGCAACUGGAUACUGGACUUCUUAACGUAAGACCUGAGUCAGGCAGCUAUGUCCCUAGUCCCAUUACAUUGAGCACUGUCGCUUCCCAAGGCUGUGAGCUCAGACCGCUGUCACUGUGCCACAGGAUCCUGCUCUAACUGUGUCAGGUUUGCAGAUGACAGAGGUGUGGUUGGCCUAAUCAACAAGGAUGACAAGGCGGAGUACAGAGAGGAAGUGGAGCAGCUGGUGUGAGGAGAACAACCUAAGCCUGAAUGUGGAGAAGACCAGGGAAAUCACUGUGGACUUCAGGAAGGUGUAGAUGAACCAUCCCCCUGUGAAUACAUGCUUCCGCCGUAGAGAGCAUUAGGUGUACCAUGUCCUGGGAUUUUACAUGACAGAUGGACCUCACCUUGUCCCUUAAUGUCACCUCCCUGAACAAGAAGGCAUGCCAGCGCCUCCACUCCCUAAGAGGGUUGAAGCAACCUCCCACCACCUUAGCUACAUUUUACAGGAACACCAUUGAGAGCAUCCUGACCAGUUGCAUCUCCAUCUGGAGUGGGAGCAGUCAAGCAUCGGACCUGAAGUUCCCACAAACAACUGUGAGAACGAUUGAGAGGAUCAUAGGGUUCUUCCUACCAUCCACUGGGGACGUUUAUCAGGAGCGCUGUGUGUACGCAGAGCCCUUAGCACUAUUAAGGAUCACACCCGACCAUUUAGCAUUCUGUUUGACUUUCUACCAUCAGGCAGGAGACUUUGAUUCACAAAAACAAGAAUGGUUAGGAUGGGAAACAAUUCCUUCCCUCAGGCCAUGAGGCUUUUGAACUCCCUGCUGCAUUGUAUUCGAAGUACCACUGGUCGCUCUGUUCUGUAUCUUAUAAUAUUUAAUUUAUGCACUUCCGUUUGUUAUUUAUACAUGAUUCAUCUUUAGAUUUUAUCCUUAACUUCAUAAGUUGUCAUAUGUUAUAUGUGUUAUGUGUACUACUGUGUUUUGCACUCUGGUUCAGAGAAACAUCUUAUUUCUAUAUACAGUGCCUACCAAAAGUAUAAAUAUUCACCCCCUUCAAGUCAGUAUUUAGUAGAUGCACGUUUGGCAUCAACUACAGCCUGGAGUCUGUGUGGAUAGGUCUCUAUGAGUUUUGCACAUGUAGAAUCUACAACCUUUCCCCAUUCUUGCAAAACUGCUCAAGCUCUGUCAGAUUGCAUUGGGAUCGUGAAUGAAUAAUCUUUGUCAAGUCCAGCCACAAUUUCUCAAUUGGAUUGAGAUUUGGACUUGUUCACUCCAUGACAUUAACUUUGUUGUUUUUAAGCGGGGGUCAUUAUUUUACUGGAAAACGAAUCUUUUCCCAAGUUGCAGUUCUCUUGCAGAUGGCAUCAGGUUUUCCUUCAGGAAUUCCCUGUAUUUUGCUAGAUUAAUUUUACCCUCUACCUUCAUAAGACUUCCAGGGCCUGCAGCAGUGAAGCAUCCCUACAGCAUGAUGCAGCCACCACCAUGCUUCACUGUAGGGAUGGUGUGUUUUUGAUGAUGUGUGGUGUUUGGCUUAACGUCAAACAUAGAGUUUAGUCUGAUAGCCAAAACGCUCAAUUUUGCUUUCAUCUGACCAUAGAGCCUUCUUCCAGCUGAGAUUUCAAGUGAGUUUUUUUUUAAACAGUGGCUUUCUCUUUGCCACUCUCCCAUGAAGCUGAGACUGGUGAAGCACCUGGGCAACAGUUGUUGUAGAAACAUAGAAACAUAGAAAAUAGGUGCAGGAGUAGGCCAUUCGGACCUUCGAGCCUGCACCGCCAUUCAGUAUGAUCAUGGCUGAUCAUCCAACUCAGAACCCUAUACCAGCCUUCCCUCCAUACCCCCUGACCCCCGUAGCCACAAGGGCCAUAUCUAACUCCCUCUUAAAUAUAGCCAAUGAACUGGCCUCAACUGUUUCCUGUGGCAGAGAAUUCCACAGAUUCACCACUCUCUGUGUGAAGAAGUUUUUCCUCAUCUCGGUCCUAAAAGGCUUCCCCUUUAUCCUCAAACUGUGACCCCUCGUUCUGGACUUCCCCAACAUCGGGAACAAUCUUCCUGCAUCUAGCCUGUCCAAUCCCUUUAGUAUUUUAUACAUUUCAAUCAGAUCCCCCCUCAAUCUUCAAAAUUCCAGAAAGUAUAAGCCUAGUCGAUCCAGUCUUUCAUCAUAUGAAAGUCCCGCCAUCCCAGGAAUCAAUCUGGUGAACCUUCUUUGUACUCCCUCUAUGGCAAGAAUGUCUUUCCUCAGAUUAGGGGACCAAAACUGCGCACAAUACUCCAGGUGUGGUCUCACCAAGGCCUUGUACAACUGCAGUAGUACCUCCCUGCUCCUGUACUCGAAUCCUCUCGCUAUAAAUGCCAGCAUACAAUUUGCCUUUUUCACCGCCUGCUGUACCUGCAUGCCCACUUUCAAUGACUGGUGUAUAAUGACACCCAGGUCUCGUUGCACCUCCCCUUUUCCUAAUCGGCCACCAGUCAGAUAAUAGUCUGCUUUCCUGUUCUUGCCUGCACAGUCUCUCCCAUCUCAGCCACUGAAGCUUGUAACUCCUCCAGAGUUGUCACAGGUCUCUUUGUGGUCUGCCCCUUGCACACUUCCUGCACGGUCACUCAGCUUUUGUGGACAGCCUACUCUAGACAGAUUUACAGCUGCGCCAUAUUCUUUCCAUUUCUUGAUUGAAUUAACAGUACUCUAAGGGAUAUUCAGUCACUUGGAAAUUUUCUUGUAUCCAUCUCCUUUCUUGUGCUUUUCAAUAAGCUUUUUGUGGAGUUGCUUGGUGUAUUAUUUUGUCUUCAUGGUGUAGUUUUUGCCAGGAUACUGACUCACCAGCAGUUGGACCUUCCAGAUACAGGAAAACUUUUAUUACAGUCAAAUGAAACACAUUGACUGCAUAAAGACCUCGAAAAACAGAUCUCUAUUUUUUUUCGCAAACAACAGGAAUUCUGCAGAAGCUGGAAGUUCAAGCAACACACAUCAAAGUUGCUGGUGAACGCCGCAGGCCAAGCAGCAUCUCUAGGAAGCCUGAAACGUCGACUGUACCUCUUCCUAGAGAUGCUGCCUGGCCUGCGGCGUUCACCAGCAACUCUGAUGUGUGUUGCUCUCUAUUUUUUUUAACUACUUAUGCGACUUCUAAGACGAAUUGACUGCACCAGUGAUGAUUAGGUGCGUCAUAUUAAAGGAGGUGAAUACUUAUGAAAUCAACUAUUUUGUGUUUUAUAUUUGUAAUUAAUUUAAAUCACUGUGAGAUCUGUUUUCACUUUGUUGAUCAAUGUCAAAAAAGGCAAAUUCAAUGCACGGUGAUUCAAUGUUUUAAAACAAUAAAGCAUGGAAACUUGCAAGGGUGCUGAAAGCUUUUGAUAGGCACUGUACGGUAUAUGGUGAUAUAGGUUAUAGAUAUGUAUUACCGUAGUUAAAUGAACUGACUUGACUUGCUGAGCCUUUUCUGGCCCUACAAGCCGUGCUGUCUCAGCAACCCCCAACAAACACCAUUAAGCCUAAACUAAUCACGGGACAUUUACAAUCAACAAUUAGCCUUCCGGAUACAUCUUGGGACUGUAGAAAAAACUGGAACAGCCGGGGAGAACGUACAGGCACCUUACAGACGAUGUCGGAAAUGAACCCCCCAACUCUGACUCUCCUAGCGGUAACAGCGCCUCGCUAACCCCUUCGCUACUGUGGCCCCUACUCCGAGCUCUGUCGCCAAAUAAAUAAGAAUAUGUAUACAAUGGAAUAAAGAGUGGAAAAAAGACUUUACAUUCGUGGUUGGAACAUUUAGUAGUGUAAAUUUUAAAAACAAGUAUAGAUCACACCAUUAGUCCUUUCAAUGUUUGAGGGGUUUCGCCACCCUUGUGUGCAGCAGUGGAAGGAGCCCAGACAGUGGAUCCUCUGCACAAACCAUAGAAACUACAGCACAGAAACAGGCCUUUUGGCCCUUCUUGGCUGUGCCGAACCAUUUUCUGCCUAGUCCCACUGACCUGCACACGGACCAUAUCCCUCCAUACACGUCCUAUCCAUGUCUCUGUCCAAUUUAUUCUUAAAUGUUAAAAAAGAACCCGCAUUUACCACCUCGUCUGGCAGCUCAUUCCAUACUCCCACCACACUCUGUGUGAAGAAGCCCCCACCCUAAUGUUCCCUUUAA
Mobula hypostoma (lesser devil ray) is the source of this 13791-nucleotide messenger RNA. Its product is annotated as protein FAM83H-like. The record is from RefSeq and is a predicted model, not a curated record. The transcript is spliced from 5 exons. Gene Ontology annotation, cellular component: keratin filament. Bases 437 to 3808 code for a protein of 1123 amino acids. Gene Ontology annotation, molecular function: keratin filament binding; protein kinase binding. Lineage: Eukaryota; Metazoa; Chordata; Chondrichthyes; Myliobatiformes; Myliobatidae. Gene Ontology annotation, biological process: protein localization to cytoskeleton; signal transduction; positive regulation of cell migration.